CAAUUUCAAAUAAUACGAUUCAACGCGACGAGUUAGACGAAGUUCCUGGUUAUUCGACGACGCGACCGAACAGCAGGUCGGGUAGAUUUUUUUUUUUUCUUCAUUUAUCAACGGGAAAUAUAUAAGAGACUUUCUAAAUUGACGAUGAAUUCCUAUUACCGGAGAAUGAAAAUCCAAGCGGGGUAGGCUUCGAAGGCCAUUCGAAGGAAGUAUGUGCGGACUUUGCGGAGGCCGUUAUCGUAGGCGAGCCGUACGAUAGGCGUGUGCGUAAUAACGCUCUUGGGUGUGUUCAGCGUCGCAUGACGCACGCAUUGAGGUUAUGUCGCGCGUGCGAUGGUCUGACAGCGGCGUUUUCGGUCGCGUUUCAGGACAAGAGAGCGCGUCCAGCAGGAAGCCUGUAACAUGAUAAACCCUUUCCUCGACGAAAAUGACGCCUGGUGUUACUGGGCAGUCUCGAUCGGCGCCCUGCUGUCGUUCCUCGGCUUUGUUGUCGCCUGCAUCUGCAGCUGCCGACGUAACGAAAAUAAGAAUGAGUUUCUGGGGCUCGCUGGUAUGGUAACACUGAAUAAUUCCGAAACAGAUGGUUUCAACAGAAUUCCAACAGCAGAUGUAACCCAAGUUGUUGUGCAAGAUGUCAACGAUGGUGGAAAAAGGACUACAAGUGCCAACAGAAGUCUUCCGGAUAUUCCAAAAGACAAGAGCAGAGAGCAUGAAGAUAUAGCCGAGUCGGUACCUCAGGAUAUUUACGAGACCACCGAGACCAUGGGGGACCAUUCAGAAUUAUAUGCCACAGUCCAAGACACAGGACAAGAACAGAUAUCCGAGAGGGAGACGCAGGAAGCUUCCCAGCCAAGUUCUGUGACACAAGACACCUCUCAUCAAUACGCCAGAUUCGCGUCUCCCAUUUCUGACAAUGUUGAACAUCCUUACGCGCAACUUCAAAGUGUUCAGAAGACUGAGGCUAGUCAAGUAAAUAGGAAUAAUGUUAAUCAAGCCGCGAACAUCGAAAAGCCGUCGACGUCAUCCAUGGGUCAGCCGAGCGGAAAUCCGGUAGCGCCGCCGCGUACCCGCAGAUCGUCCUCGCACAAUUCGCUCCUCAGCUCGGACUCUCAUUGCGACAUCCAGGCCGCCAACGCUAUCUCUGGUGGUGUGCAGGCUAAUCAAGACUUGCCCUACAUGACGCCGCCUCUCUUAAUGCUGCUGCCGCACCCACCACAGCCCCAGCACAAUAGCCCGCAGCAGCACUUCAGCGGUGACUCCCAAGAUUCGAAAGGAUACACAAGCAUAAGCGUGAGGGAACCAUUAGCUAAUAUAAUCGCACAGACCAAAGCAGCAUAUAGACAAAACCAAUCGACUCGGCCAAUCAUCGAUCCUCAUUAUGCUACUGUCUCUGACGAUUCGGAUGAAAUGUACGCCGCUAUUGAUGAGCAGGACAAAGUAUACACCAGCGGCAGCGAGACGUACGCGCAAAUUCAACCGAUGAUGUUGGAGGUACAAAGAGUAGCGCAGCAUGAGCAGACGGUGUUUUGUCAGCCCCCUUCUCGCACGGAAGAAACACACGCUGCUCCACAACCGCCGAGCGUCGAUAGCUUGCGUCAUGUCGCCCACGCCCACUCUAGACAAGCGUCAUCGUCCAGUGCCAACAGUUCCAUCAUCAACCCUGGAUCACCCAAACCCGAGAAACGUCAAGCAAACUCUCCACUACCGCCGCCGCCUGAAGCGAGCUCGGAGAUGUACGCGUCCGUCGACAAGAAGGGCAAAGCCGACGACCGAUCGAGGUCCUCCCUGUCGGUGGGCAAGUCCCUCGAGGACAUGUACGCGAAAGUGAUGAAGAAGAAGAGGGAGGUGGAGGAGCAGCAGCAGAACGAUAUUCACCCAGCCGCCAAUAACGUUCUGUAUCCCGAAUCGACCACUUGCAGGAAACUGAGCCUGAUAGAGAUCAGCCGGGCGUCGUGGUGCAGCCACGAAUCCGUGGAGAUCCAAAAGAAGGAGCCGGAUCCUGCGCACUACCCGGCCGUCGCAGUCAGCGCCGCGACAAACUUCCACGCCGAGGGCGAUGGCAAUCCAUCGAGAUUGCCUAAAGCCGACGCGGCAGACAACACCGUUCUGUCGCACUUGGAGAUCGACCACGGCUACGAGGCCGUCAACAACUCCAACAACGGCAAGAGAAGUUCCUUGGCGAGAGGCGUGACGUCGUCAAGCUCCAACCCCGAUCCGAAUUACGAGAUGCUGCGUCCGCAGUGCUCGCGGGAGAACGACUAUCCGGCAACCGGCGGCGGCGGCGGCAGCGGCGCGUUGUUGUCCGUCGUCAGAGACAGCACAGAUACGUACUCCGUGCCGUUCAAGCACAGGCAAGUGAGCAACGCCAGCAGCGAGGACCCCGGCUACGAGAAGGUGAGGCUGCGAAGACGCGUCGAGCUGGACCAGGACACGGAUUCUGAGCCUAAUUAUGAGAGCAUGCCGCACGACACCGGAGAGCCGAACUACGCGUCCGUCUGUCGACCCGGCGACAGCGACACGGACCCCAAUUACGAGUCCGUCUGCCACGGUGACCCAAAUUACGAGAGCGUCAAGUACAUGAGCGUGACGCAGAGCGAGGAACCGCCGUACGAGCAAGUGAACAAUUUCCUAUCGGACGCGAACGCCGACGGCUACGAGAAGGUGAAGAACAAGAAGACGGCGGAGACGGAGACGGAUUAUGAGAAAAUCGAUGUGGGAAAUUCCGUGGAACGAGUGAGCAACGGCGAUACCGACGACGAACAGUACGUCCAGGUGUAACGCGUUCGUCGUCUCGCCCAUUUCGAUCGGGCGGUCCAGAUCGCUCGAUCGAUCGACGAUGUUCGCCGUGUACGUGAUAAUCAAAGUGACUUGAUCCUGUUCUUUUGGGAUCCUGUUCUUUUGGGCUGGACCAACUGGCAUAUUUCGCUUCUGAAGUGAAACAGGUAUACGGGGUGUCCGGUGAUUUACGUAACGCUAUUUUCUUAGGAAAAUAUCGAAACUUUCUCGUCGGCAACAAUGUCGAGGCAUACGGUAGUCUUCGAGAUACGAGAGCCGUCGAGAAGAGCGGAGUUUCUCGCGACUAAGUGGAUAAUAAAGUUAUUUUCUUCGAUCCGUCUCUCAAGUGGACUUUGUUUCAGCGAAAUCUUCAUCCGAAUUUUAAACAUGUGUUAUGUUGAACAUUGAAAAAAAUGUCAUAGGCCUUCCUCAAAAAUUUUCAUGGAGAUUAACGUGCAAAUAACGGGACACCCUGUAUAGCGCAGCAUCGGAGGGAGAAAGGAACGAAGUUCCUUCCCAGUGUGGCUGAAAAGAACAAGCUUCGAGUGUCCGUUUCGACGCAAUCUCACCACUCCGGGAUCGGAGAAAACGAAAUUCGAGACUUCCCCGUUUUUUUAUUCGCGAUUCAACGAGCGACAUGACCGAAAAGCGCUCUCUCGCUUCGCUUCGCGUCACGUCGCGGUAAUUACGUACGAUAAUGAGGAUAAGACUGACGAAGACAGACAGUGAGAGUAAUUUUACGGAUCAAGAGAAAGAAGGUUCUUGCUAUUUUUGUCUGUCUUCAAUAGACGUACUGUUAUUGUCGACGCAUUUACCAUAAACCGUAAGGACAGCCGCGUAACGGCACGCGCACAUUCACAAUAACAGGAACCGAACCAUAACUACACGAUAUAAAUGCGAUACGUAUUUAUUUCUCGUCCCGUUUCGCCGAAAGCGACUCUUGAAAGUCGCGCUCUACCUGUCAGAGGAACACCAUGUAGUAGUCUACGCGCUUUUUGUUUAUAAUGUUUGUAUCCCCGCUAAGUAUAUGUAUAUAUAGAGUUUAUACAUAACCUCGUACGCGCAGAAAUAGAGAGUUAUAUUUUAGAAAUUUAUUAUUUAUUUUAACAUCGU
This is a messenger RNA of Harpegnathos saltator (Jerdon's jumping ant), 3888 nucleotides long. RefSeq lists its product as uncharacterized. The transcript has 9 exons. Lineage: Eukaryota; Metazoa; Arthropoda; Insecta; Hymenoptera; Formicidae. The record is from RefSeq and is a predicted model, not a curated record. Bases 403 to 2778 code for a protein of 791 amino acids.